AAACUGCUCGUCGAGGACCAGGAGGACACACUUGUCUGAAGGCCCAUCGCCGCGGUAACCCUGGGAAACGGGGCAGAGGCUGCAAGAGUGAGGAGCAGAGACAGGCGCUGUCCGACACCAUCCAACGAUGCUGAUUCCCCUUCUCAUCUGCUUGAGUCCCUUUGUGACUCAUGCCAACUGUGAGUUGGGCUUUCAUGGGAUUGACUUAGAAAAAUGGAAUACGUCCCAGCUGCAGCCCACCAUCCAGAAACUGAUGAAGGGCUAUAACUGCUAUCUCAGACCCAACUUCAACGAAGGCCCCGUGGAAAUUGGAAUGAGUCUGGAUGUUGCAAGCAGUGAUGCCAUCUCUGAGAUCAAUACGGACUGCACAGCCACUAUAUUCCUGAGACAGCGCUGGCAAGGUUCCCGUUUGAUAUUCCCCGGCAAUGAAAGCUCGAGUCUGGAUGGACGCCUGGUUUCCCUGCUGUGGAUCCCUGACACGUUCAUUCCUGACUCCAAGCGCUCGUUCCUGCACGAUGUCACCGUGGACAACAGACUCAUCCGGAUUUUUAGCAACGGGACCGUGCUCUACGCUCUCCGCAUUACAGCCACUAUUGCCUGCAACAUGGAACUUACCAAGUACCCGACGGACAGACAGCCGUGUACCCUGCAGCUGGAGUGCUGGGGCUAUAAUCUCCAGGACGUGGUAUUUUCCUGGACUCCAGGGAAUGACUCAGUGAAGGGUCUUGGCACACUCCGUCUGGCACAGUACAGCGUGGAGAGCUACUACACCUCGGUGUCUGAGGCAGUGCAUGAGACAGGGCACUACCCGAAGCUGGUGCUGUACUUCUUUCUGCAGAGGAACAUCCUCUUCUUCAUCCUGGAGACCUACGUGCCCUACAUCCUGCUGGUGGUCUUGUCCUGGGUGUCCUUCUGGAUCAGCCAGUCUUCGGUUCCUGCUCGCACGUGCAUCGGAGUGACUACUGUUCUGACAAUGACCACACUCAUGAUGGGUGCCAGGACCUCGCUGCCCAAUGCCAACUGCUUCAUCAAGGCCAUAGACGUCUACCUCGGCAUCUGUUUGACCUUCAUCUUUGGCGCGCUGCUGGAAUACGCCUGUGCUCACUUGUACACCAUGCAGCACCAAACCAUCGUGGAUGUACAAAGAGAACUGCUGAAGGAGUUUAAUGAGUCAAACGGCAACUGCUCCAUCCAGCUCGUACUCUCUGCCACACCUGACAAGGGCCCGCCUCAAGACACCCAGGAAGAGGCACCUGACCAAUCCGUGCAGAGCAAAGGAGAGCAGCCAAUGGGGAAGCAGACCAGCAAUGGCUGUGGCCUGUCCUCGGUCAAACGCGCGUCGCGCAAAGCAGUGUCUGUGAUGAGCGUGGAAAAUCCCCACAACAUCGACAGGCACGCGCGCACCUUCUUCCCAGUGAUGUUCCUCUUGGUCAACAUCUUUUACUGGCUGUAUUACCUCUUCAUUUAACAGGAUGAGCACGCGUGGCUCGUCUCCGCAGCAGUAACGACGGCUCUAACAAAGGAACCACCGGCUGGAAGGGCUGGAUAUUCUAAUAAAGGCGUUAGGCUCAAAGCACACAGUAAUGCUUAUCUGGACCCAGUAACUCGCAGUAAUGGUCCCAUGAACUCACACAAAGGCUGCAGGAGCCUCAGCGUGCUGCUGGUUUCAUCAUAAAUUAACAAUCCAUGUGAAUCUCACUGUGUCAGAUAUUACAAAGUAGGGUGACAGAAACCUGAUUGUUAUUACCCUAGAAAUGUCAUGUGUAUUUAGUUAUUUACCUGCAAACAUUUA
Messenger RNA from Electrophorus electricus (electric eel), 1792 nucleotides. RefSeq names its product gamma-aminobutyric acid type A receptor subunit pi (gene gabrp). Gene Ontology annotation, cellular component: membrane. Lineage: Eukaryota; Metazoa; Chordata; Actinopteri; Gymnotiformes; Gymnotidae. The record is from RefSeq and is a predicted model, not a curated record. Gene Ontology annotation, molecular function: extracellular ligand-gated monoatomic ion channel activity; transmembrane signaling receptor activity. Gene Ontology annotation, biological process: monoatomic ion transmembrane transport.